AUGGGUACUUCUUCUCGAUCGAGACGCACACACUCUUUCGGAAAAGAGGUUUACGAUAGACAGCCGACGCAGGCGGCCGAGGUUGGAGCAGAACAGUACUCGAGACGGCAUUUGUUCACUGAGGCUAACAGGGAGCUGAUGAGCAAUGCUCUCCUUAAAAAUGUCCCUUAUACAGUCACGGCUGCUCUGAACCAAAUCGAUGAAGAGUCAAAAGGUCUUGAUGUACAUGAUGAUGCAGCCAGUAUCUGCGAAGUCGGGCCCUUUCAGGUUUUCAAGUUUGAGUCUUGUCGGUCUACGACGACUGCCAUCUCGGACCAUGUUUCCUUUAAUGACAUGGAGCUUGAUACUUUGAGUGAGCCUCAAACACAAGACUUUUCAGAGCCAAUUGACAACGAUACCGAUCAUAUGGUCGAUGAGACCGUCGUCCCGAAUGACUUUUCAACAACGUCGCUGGACUUUCUACACUGGGGUGACUUGUUCACUUGGGAUGUCAGCGUUCUCGAUAAUCCGCCCCAACUAUCUUACGAAAACUUUGACACACUACCCAUGAAUCUCAACUGGCCCGAACAAUCGUUUUCCGAGUCAUUGGAUGCUAUGAUACCGUUUGAGCCUGUGGCCGAAGAUGUUGCCUGCCCGCAACUGGAUCUCAUGACAGAUGCACCCCUGCUACUGAAACACUUUAACGACGACGUCAUCAGCCAGAUGGGAUCUCUACCAAUUAAUGAGAAGUCUGCAUGGAGAACCCUCCAUUAUCCAUCGGCUAUCAUGACACUGAGCGAGUUGACCAUGUUGGAGGUAAACAAGGACCAGAUCAAGCGUGCCAAUCUAGCUACGUUUUAUGCUCUGAUAGCAGUGUCCUCAUUCCAUCUUUCACUAAACCCCAUCACCUUUCCUAGUCUCACGAGACCUGGUGACCACUGGGAGUUUGUGUCGAGUCGGACAUACGAAGCAGCCAAGCAACACCUCAGAGUCAGCCUCGAGAAGGAAUCGCAGCCAGGGCCACACAAGGCAAAGUACAAGGAGCAACUAAUGGGCAUAAGCGCUGUGUUGGCAACAGCACUUCUCUCGGGGAACGAGACAGACACCCGAUGGUGUCUCACAGAAAUGGAACGCCUUAUCAGCUGGCGUGGUCUCACAAAACCCAGGAUCUCUCGCCGCGCCCGCCUCCUACAUAAUAUUUACGCUUGGAUGCGCAUCGUCUCCGAGAGUCUCAACGUCUUCCAUGACGAAAACCACGCUAUCGAAACACCCUUCACUCGUUCGAGCGCCAAUACCAACAAUCCAGCUGCUGUCCCUGUACAGUCCAUCAAUCCAGACAUGACGCUAGACAACUUCCUCCACCUUGAACCACGAAAGUUGCACGGCCAAAAGACAAAACGCGACAUCAAAGACAUUCAUCUCGCUGAUGCAUCGCAAGACCAUGAGAACAUGUACAUGCAGAUCUACGGCGUGCCCGAGACGUGGCUUAGUCUUGUGUCGCAGAUAACAAGACUAGCGAAUGUCAUGGACCGACUCUCUGCAAAGCAAAAGCCAGACGCAGAAGCGCUCAUGGCUCUCCAGCCACGGGCAUCAUACCUUGAGAAUGCAGUGUGCCUGUUCCGCUCGCGACACAGCGAAGGGUCUCCUUCUGUGAGCGCAAGCCCCAACUCUGCUCCAGGAGGCACACCACACAUGCACAUGGUGCGCGCCUUGGCCUCGGCGUUGGUCAUAUUUUUCUACCGUCGAAUUCGCAAGGUAAACCCGUUGGUUCUUCAAGACAGUGUCCAUGACGUCGUUGAUUCACUACAUGCCUUUGACGAAGCGCUCGAGAGGAACAACCUGCUUGGCCCAGCGACGGGUGACAGCAAGUGGAAAACAGGAUUCGCAGCCGAAGCUAUAUAG
Molecule: messenger RNA, 1881 nt
Organism: Fusarium poae
Lineage: Eukaryota; Fungi; Ascomycota; Sordariomycetes; Hypocreales; Nectriaceae
Exons: 5
Coding region: 1-1881 (626 amino acids)
Source: RefSeq, a predicted model, not a curated record